Canis lupus familiaris (dog) is the source of this 2967-nucleotide messenger RNA. It is a transcript of the gene MKRN1, whose product is annotated as makorin ring finger protein 1. The transcript has 8 exons. Gene Ontology annotation, biological process: protein polyubiquitination. The record is from RefSeq and is a predicted model, not a curated record. The coding region runs from base 1 to 1455 and encodes 484 amino acids. NCBI's taxonomy places the organism in Eukaryota, Metazoa, Chordata, Mammalia, Carnivora, Canidae. Gene Ontology annotation, molecular function: ubiquitin protein ligase activity; metal ion binding.
AUGGCGGAGGCUGCAGCUCCCGGAACAACAGCCACAACAUCAGGAGCAGGAGCGGCAGCGGCGGCGGCGGCGGCCUCCCCCACCCCUAUCCCCACAGUCACCUCCCCGUCCUCGGGGGCGGGGGGCGGGGGAGGAGGCGGCGGCGGCGGCGGCGGCGGCGGCGGCGGCUGGACUAAACAGGUCACCUGCAGGUAUUUCAUGCACGGGGUUUGUAAAGAAGGAGAUAACUGUCGCUAUUCGCAUGACCUCUCUGACAGUCCUUAUGGUGUAGUGUGCAAGUAUUUUCAGCGAGGAUACUGUAUUUACGGAGACCGCUGCAGAUAUGAACAUAGCAAGCCAUUGAAACAGGAAGAAGUGACUGCUGCAGAUCUAACUGCAAAAUCAUCUCUUGCUGCUUCCUCAAGUCUCUCAUCGGGAGUUGGACCAGUUGUUGAAAUGAAUAUGGGUGAAGCAGAGUCCAGAAAUUCAAACUUUGCUACUGUCGGUGCAGGUUCAGAAGACUGGGUGAAUGCCAUUGAGUUUGUUCCCGGGCAGCCCUACUGUGGCCGUACUGCCCCUUCCUGCACUGAAGCACCCCCACAGGGCUCUGUGACCAAGGAAGAAUCUGAGAAAGAACAGACAGCAGUGGAAACCAAGAAGCAGCUUUGCCCCUAUGCUGCAGUGGGAGAGUGCCGGUAUGGGGAGAACUGUGUAUAUCUCCACGGAGACUCGUGUGACAUGUGUGGGCUGCAGGUCCUCCAUCCAAUGGAUGCCGCCCAGAGAUCACAACAUAUAAAAUCUUGCAUUGAGGCCCAUGAGAAGGACAUGGAGCUCUCAUUUGCUGUCCAACGCAGUAAGGACAUGGUGUGUGGGAUCUGCAUGGAGGUGGUCUAUGAGAAAGCCAACCCCAGUGAGCGUCGCUUUGGGAUUCUCUCCAACUGCAACCACACUUACUGUCUCAAGUGUAUUCGCAAGUGGAGGAGUGCUAAGCAAUUUGAGAGCAAGAUCAUAAAGUCCUGCCCCGAAUGCCGGAUCACAUCUAACUUUGUCAUUCCAAGUGAGUACUGGGUGGAGGAGAAAGAAGAGAAGCAGAAACUCAUUCAGAAAUACAAGGAGGCAAUGAGCAACAAGGCGUGCAGGUAUUUUGAUGAAGGACGUGGGAGCUGCCCAUUUGGAGGGAACUGUUUUUACAAGCAUGCGUACCCUGAUGGCCGUAGAGAGGAGCCACAGAGACAGAAAGUGGGAACAUCAAGCAGAUACCGGGCCCAACGAAGGAACCACUUCUGGGAGCUCAUUGAGGAAAGAGAGAACAGCAACCCCUUUGACAACGAAGAAGAGGAGGUUGUCACCUUUGAGCUGGGCGAGAUGUUGCUUAUGCUUUUGGCUGCAGGUGGGGACGACGACCUGACAGACUCUGAAGACGAGUGGGACUUGUUUCAUGAUGAGCUGGAAGAUUUUUAUGACUUGGAUCUAUAGCAGCUUUGCUUGGCGUGUGAACUGGUCUGCUGAGCCUCAGACAGUAGCUGUCCCCUGUGCUGGUGUGGCAGUGCCCGUGUCUCUCCUAGGCAGGCCUAUCAACUCCAGGUGCUGUCGUGAUUAUUUUUACCCAGGGCCUGUCUUCUCAAUCCCUCACCUUCCCCCAAGGAGUGUGUCGUUUUUCUGUUUAAAAAAAAGUUACAAAAAUAAACCUUAAAGCUAGUUGUUUUUGUAACAUGAAUUUAACUGUCAGACAGUUAGCAUAGUUUUGUUGCGUCAUCUGUUUUCAACCAGAUUCACACAGUUAGUUCUAGGGUAGUUUAUGGACUCUCCACACUCAACUUUGAGGACCCCAGGUUCAAAAAUAAAUAACAGCAGUGGCCCUACGUUGGGGUCCAAGAAUAGAGGUGACCAGUGACGGAUCAGAACUGUGGCAAGUAGCAUGCUACAGACUCACAAGGUGGAUACUCGAGGUUUCUGUUGAAAUCUGCACAUCUGUGUUUUAUCUCUUCCUUCCCCUGUAACCCCCACCUGUGCACUUGUUCUGUGGUUUUCGUCUCUUGUUUAAUUGCACAGAAGUAAUACUACUGGGUAACCAGAACCAGGUGCGAAUGUGUUGAGUUUUACUGUGUUUAGCACGAUAGGAAAAUUGGUGAAAGAACACAUAAAAAUAAGACACAGUGGCAUAAAUGAAAUGCUGAGCUGGAAGUGGACUUCUAAGGGCUGAUAGACUUGGCGUGUAUGAGUGUGAAUGUGUGAUAAGCUUCUUGUCCCUGCAUAGAUGCUGUGUUCUUAGCCUUAGUGGAAAAACUCGAGUUAGUGGUUUCAGCCUAGUGUGGCUAAUAGAUUGUAAAGGACAAAACAGUAUAUUGGUAGCUGUAAAUAGAGCAGUGCUAGCUCUGUCUAUAUAUAGAGAGAAAUGGGCUUAGCCACAGAGGUUUAAAACUGUCUGGUUGUCCCAUAUAUUAACAAAAAGCAGGGCUUGGAUACACAGUUGUAUUUAAUGUUUAAUGGUCUCCCAGCCUUUCCAGCCCAGGCACUUUUGGACAAAUGUUUGUCCUUGUUUGAGGUUUUGUUGUCGGGUUUUUGUGUUUGUUUUUGUGGGUAUUUGCCUCAUUCCAUCCCUGAGCUUCGCAGGUAGACAGAUGUGAUUCCUAACUUAAGUUUAAGGUGUUUCUUGUAGUGGAGUCAUUGGUUGGCAGGAGUUAAGUCAUGCUUUUCCAGUAAAGGGGCGGGGGGGCGGGGGUGGUUAUCCACGAGAUGAGCUAAAGUUAAGUUAGAAGAAUUUGAUUGGAAAUUCUUGAUUGGAAAUUUUAGCUUUGAGUUUUGUCUCUCUAGUCCUAAAAUAAACUUGGAAGAUGCUCCUCAUUUGUCCAUCUUCUGCUUUGAUCCUUGGAUCCCACCCAUUCUUCCACUUUAAGAAAAAACGAGUAAUUGUUGCAGAGGUCUCUGUAUUUUGCAGCUGCCCUUUUGUAAGAAGCACUUUUCCCAAAUAAAAGAAUAAAAAAACCA